AUGCACAAUAACGCUGUCACAUUCAAUGCAGGACUGAUGCAGGCAUUCGACAACACAUCUGCCUACUGCACCCUCGGCCCUGGCGCGUGCGGAGCCAAACUUCCGUCCACCGACGCCGUGCGACACAGAGCACAUCAUCAUGGACGUGGCGAUGCUAAUCAGCACCAGGGUGAAAUCGCUAGUGACUCCUCAUCAAGCAAAGUGCUCUCGAUCUCGCGAAGCAACCCGCCCGGACAAAUAGCUCCCGCGAUGAGAUAUCGAUGUGUGAUCGCGGUAGUCACUGCGUUAGGGUUGCCAGCAGCUGCGACAGUGCAGAAGUCGGCAGAACAGAUCGAAACCAGAUCGACGUCACGUUCUCUCAAUGUCGCCAUCGUCGGUGCUGGAGCGGCAGGAUCGUCUGCGGCCUAUCACCUGUCCAAGUAUGCGCAACUGGACGAUAUUUCGUUGAACAUUGACGUUCUGGAGAGAAAUGACUAUGUUGGCGGUAGGUCAACAACAGUAAACGCGUAUGACGAUCCCCUUCAGCCGGUGGAACUGGGUGCAAGUAUUUUUGUCAAAGUCAACCGUAUCCUCGUGGAUGCAGUGAACGACUUCAACCUCUCCACGUCUUCGUUGAAGCGGGACGAGCCCAAUGGAGGUCCGGCAUUAGGUGUCUGGGACGGCCAAGUCUUUCGACUCAUACAAAACGGCAGUGCCUUUGGUUGGUUCGACCUUGCCAAGUUAUUUUGGAAAUAUGGUCUCGCGCCUGUCCGGACAAUCAACCUUAUGAAGGCGACCGUCGGAGCCUUUCUCAAGGUGUAUGAUUCGCCCAUCUUCCCAUUUGAAUCUCUAACAGCCGCAGCAGUGAGCGUCGGAUUGUUGUCUGCUACUGCAUCUACAGGAGAAGAAUUCAUGCUUGCGAACGGAAUUCAAGGCGAUUUUGGGAAUGAUGUCGUGCAAGCGAGUACCCGCGUCAACUAUGCACAAAACUUGGCUCAUAUUCAUGGACUGGAAGCGAUGGUAUGUAUGGCCACAGAAGGUGCAAUGGCCGUGGAAGGGGGUAAUUGGCGAAUCUUCGACAAUAUGAUUGCAUCGUCCAAGGCUGAAUUACAUUUGUCGUCUGGAGUGCGCAGUAUUGAACGACUAUCAAAUGGCACCUACUCUGUCGCUACGCAGAGCAGCAAGACGGGUCCAGAGUCGAAGCUUUACGACGCAGUUAUCCUUGCAGCACCACAUCAGUUCUCCGGUCUCAAGCUCCUCAACGUCUCAAGACAAGUUGACAAAAUCCCUUACGUGCAAUUACAUGUCACAAUCUUCACCUCUCUGUACCGUCUAUCGCCAGUCUUCUUCGGUCUUAAGCCAGACGCAUUGGUUCCCAAAGUCAUCCUGACGACCCUGCCCAAGAACGAACCAGCUCAAAGCGGUCCUGCGAGCGUCGGUAGUCCUGGCUUCUUCAGCAUCUCGCUUCUCGACACGACAAUCAACCCAAACACACAGGCGCAUGAAUGCAUCUACAAGAUCUUCUCGCCCGAUGCGGUCACUGAAGCAUUUUUAGCGGAAUUGUUCCGCUUUCAAGACCAGUCACUAGACACUGCUGCGCAUCAUGAUGUCUCGCGGCACGUGACUUGGAUAUACCGUAAAGUCUGGCACAGCUAUCCUUACGAAUACCCUCGCGUAACGUUCGAGAAGUCAGAGCUUGAGUCAGGUCUUUACUACACCGGUGGUAUGGACUCGUUCAUCAGCACCAUGGAGACGAAUGCAUUGAUGGGCAAAAAUGUGGCCAGACUGCUGAUAGACAAGUGGAGUAAGCCGGCGGCAAGAAGGCAAAGUCCCGCAAAGGUUGAUCUCUGAGUGACCAUUCAUUCAUUUGCGCGUGUAGUAACGACCUUUGAUCUAUGUAUCAUGAUACAGCAUUAUCACGACGUUUGUUGUUUACGCGAGGUGCCUAGUCUGAUCUAAAUGCCAAUUUUAUC
This is a messenger RNA of Dissoconium aciculare CBS 342.82, 1952 nucleotides long. Its product is annotated as Prenylcysteine oxidase. Gene Ontology annotation, biological process: prenylated protein catabolic process; prenylcysteine catabolic process. Gene Ontology annotation, molecular function: prenylcysteine oxidase activity. NCBI's taxonomy places the organism in Eukaryota, Fungi, Ascomycota, Dothideomycetes, Mycosphaerellales, Dissoconiaceae. Bases 1 to 1830 code for a protein of 609 amino acids. The record is from RefSeq and is a predicted model, not a curated record. The transcript has 4 exons.